AUGAUAAGAAUUGACGAAGACUCUAAACUUAAAGGUAUUUAUAAAAUAGCUGCUUUACUUCCUUCAUUAAAAACUUCCCCUAUUGUCAUUAAACAACAAACUCUUCCAUAUACUUCAAUCCCUUCAAUAGAAAAAAAUUCUGAAUUAUCUUCUUUACAAGACCUUCCCAAUGAUAUUUUUUAUAAUCCAAAUUCAACAACCCAAAAGACAUCUGAAGAUUUUACUAUUUUUCAAGACAUUAAUCAAGAAAAUGAUAUUGAUGAAAAUCGUGUUGAAGCAAUUAAAGAAAUGUUAACAAAAGAAUUUGGACGAGCUAUAAUUGAACAAAAUUUUGAAAAAAAUCAUCUUGUUGGUGUUCAAUCAGUUUUAGAAUUUGCUAAACGUAAACAAUCAAAUUUAUUAGAUUUACCUACUGCUUCUCUCAAAUCUAAAACAUUUUUGAGAAUUGUAGAUGAAAGUUUAUAUACAGAAUUAAUGCAACAAUCAGAUAUAUUAUUAAAUUCAUUAUCAACUGUUGAUUCUCUUGAAACUCAAUAUAGAAAUAUUGCAAAUCAAUUAACAGAAAUUACUACUUAUUUCUAUCAAAUUAAAAACACUUUAGAUUCUUAUUUUUCAAAAUCAUCUCUUUCAUUCUUACGAUACAGAAAUUUAUGUAGUGUUCAACAUCUUUUAGAUCAAAUUCAUUCAUGUUCAAAUUUACUUGAAGAUGCAAAUAGUACAAUUGAAAUUGAUCCAAUUCAAUCCAUUGAUAUGAUUGAUCGUGCAUUAAAUGGACUAAACAAAUUAUCUACUAUCCAAUGUUCUCAACAACUCAUUAUUAAAGCAAAUGGAAUAAAGAAAACUAUUACAGAUAAAAUUAUAGAGAAAAAGAAAGAUAUUUAUGAAAUAUUAAGUAAAAUAAAUUAUCAACCAUCAACAAUAUAUGAAUUUAAUGAACAAAGUUGGAUGAAUGAAUUUGAUCAAGAACGAAAAAUAUUUACAGAUAUUAUAGUUGGUUUUGAAAAAAUUGGUAAAUUAGAUUUUCUUAUUGAAAAUGUAAAGAAUAUGAUUUAUCGUGCAUUUAUUAAUCUUCCAUAUAAAACAUUUCCAAACUAUCAAUCAAAUCUAUUUGAUGAAGGGAAUGGAAAUUUAAAAGAAUAUAAAUUUUAUGUUGACAAAUUGAAAGAACUUUCGUUUAAUGAAUUUGAAAUAUAUGUCAAGAAUGUAAUGAAUAAAAUUACUAGACUUGGGUGUUUAGUAGUAAUUUUUCAAAUGUCUAUUCAUCUUGAAUUAGAACAAAGUCAAUCUCCUCAAAAAAAUUUAAUUGAUAAAGUAGAUAAAAUGAUAAGUGUAGUUCGAAAUUCAAUCAGAAAAACAACUAAAAUAAUCAUAGAAGAAGGAAAUUAUGAAAGAGUUUCUUUAGAAGAAAUUGUUAUAUUUGGUAAUAUGGUAAAAGAUUUUUUACAUUCACUUCAUGUAGUUCAUAAAAAGAAAUUUAAUUCUCUUGAAAAUAUUCAUCAAAUCUAUUUAAAUGGAUUCUUUAACAAUCUUCAUAAAAACAAUAUAAAUAAACUUCAAAAAAUCAUUGAUUUUGAUGAUUUAAGUACCAUUGAAGUGGAAGAUGAAAUUUUUAGAAUUAUUAAUACUAUUGUAACACAGAUCAUUAUUCCACCAUUAACUUGUUCUCUUGGAGAAAAAAAUGAACAAGGCAAAACAAAAAUUAUUGUUAUUAAUAAUGAAACUUAUUUUAUGACAAACACAAUGAGUAUUUUAUUACCAACAUUAGAGAGAUAUCGAGAAAUUAUUACUAAGUUUCCUUUAUUAGGAGAAUCUGCUUUAAGUAGUGCAAAAGAUAUGUUAAUACUGUACAAUGAUUCUAUGAGAAGAUUAGUCCUAGGAAAGGAACUCAUUCAAAAGGGAGUUGUUCAACGCAUUGGAGCAACAAUGUUUACAACAACCCACCAAACAUUAUUAUUACUUUCAUUAAUAACACCUUAUCUUCAUCAUUAUCUUUCACCAAAUGUUAUCAUUUCUGGAAGAAUUUUGGAUGGAAUUGAAGAUUUAAUGAAAGCACAAUGUACCGACAUAAGAAAUGCAGUAACUAUUAUUGUCAAAAAUAGAGUUGCUUAUUAUCUUCAAGUUCUAGAACAAAGUAAAUCAUCAACACAAAAUGUUUCUGCUACUCCACAAAAAUUUACUAUUUUCGGUAGAAAUAAACAACCUAAUACUCCAGUGACUAGUCCAUCCCAAUUCAAUGCUCUUGAUCUAAAGAAUUUACUUAAUAAAAUUAUGGGAGAGAUCGUUGCUUUAAACGCAUUACUAAAAAAAAAUCUCAGAAGCAUUGAUUAUAAAUAUUGUAUGUUUGAAGAGUCAAGACAUCUUAACUCACUAAGAGAGGAGUUUGACAAACGGUCCACAGAAGAAAAUUUGAAAAACCAAGUCAGUAACGAUCUUCACCAAAUUUCUGUUGCUAUUCAUGAAGGUCUAAAGAACAACACUACAAUCAAUUUUGAUAGAACAGAAACACCACUUAUUAUGAACGAAGAAAAAUACAGCACAGAUAGUGAUGGUGAUUUGGAAAUAUUCAGAAAAAGUUUAGAUCUUUCUAGAGAGCCAAACCAACAAGAAGUUCCUUUAACUACUCAAAGUUUUGAUAUUACUAGAACACAAUCUACAACGAUUGUUAAAUCUCCUCAGAGUGUUGAUAAUUGA
Messenger RNA from Entamoeba dispar SAW760, 2691 nucleotides. RefSeq lists its product as uncharacterized. The transcript has 3 exons. Gene Ontology annotation, molecular function: syntaxin binding. NCBI's taxonomy places the organism in Eukaryota, Evosea, Mastigamoebida, Endamoebidae. The coding region runs from base 1 to 2691 and encodes 896 amino acids. Gene Ontology annotation, biological process: retrograde transport, endosome to Golgi; Golgi to vacuole transport. The record is from RefSeq and is a predicted model, not a curated record. Gene Ontology annotation, cellular component: GARP complex.